AAUAAUUUCAUGACACCGGAAUCUUGGAUACUCCUUUUUUAAAUAUCAUUUUUUAAAAAAGGACAGGACUGAAAGGUCAUAAUGCUAGACGAUAAAGCGCCGAGAUCACGGCUGGGUCCUCCAUUGAGAGGCUCGUCUUUUUACAUCGAGAACCUGCUGGGGACUGCAUUCAGAAGGGAUUCGCCGGAGGAGCGGGGGGAGAACCCGAGCCUCAGAGUUUCACACACUCCGGCGAGGUGUCCGGCAGUGGAAACUAAACGUGUAGUAGAGGACAGGGAAGAGCUGACUCGGAGCGGGACAUCGCCGAACACAAGAAGUCCACGGGAUGAGCACUCAGACAGUGCAGCGCACAUGAGCGACCGGGACUCCCCUCCUCCAGCAGGGCGCGCGGAGGAGCACGAGGAGCCGGAGGAGGAGAAGGGAGACGAGAGUCUGACGGAUGACAGGGAGGAGGAGGACGCGCGCUCCUCCUGCUUCUCACGAGAGGACAGCUGUGACACAGGUGACAUCAAAGUGGCCCGAAAGAAGAAAACCCGCACCGUGUUCAGCCGCAGUCAGGUCUUCCAGCUGGAGUCCACCUUCGACAUGAAGCGCUACCUGAGCAGCUCCGAGCGGGCCGGUCUGGCCGCCACGCUGCAGCUCACAGAGACGCAGGUGAAGAUCUGGUUCCAGAACCGCAGGAACAAGUGGAAGCGGCAGAUUGCGGCAGACAUGGAGGCCAGCGGCGCCAUCACGGCCGCUUCUAUCCCCUACGCUGGCCAGAGGGUGGUCAGAGUUCCCGUGUUGUAUCGCGAGAACGUUUCCGCCCCUGUGACGCCACCCAUGGUCGGCUUCUCCAGUUCCAUCAGCUACCCAUUGACUUCCCCCUUUACCCACCCGCUGUCGUUCAUAACGCCACAGAUGAGCGGACUAGUGGGACUUUAA
Molecule: messenger RNA, 924 nt
Organism: Labrus bergylta (ballan wrasse)
Lineage: Eukaryota; Metazoa; Chordata; Actinopteri; Labriformes; Labridae
Gene: hmx1
Product: H6 family homeobox 1
Biological process (GO): regulation of transcription by RNA polymerase II
Cellular component (GO): nucleus
Molecular function (GO): RNA polymerase II transcription regulatory region sequence-specific DNA binding; DNA-binding transcription factor activity, RNA polymerase II-specific
Source: RefSeq, a predicted model, not a curated record